This is a messenger RNA of Papaver somniferum (opium poppy), 1970 nucleotides long. Its product is annotated as protein IQ-DOMAIN 1-like. Gene Ontology annotation, molecular function: protein binding. The record is from RefSeq and is a predicted model, not a curated record. NCBI's taxonomy places the organism in Eukaryota, Viridiplantae, Streptophyta, Magnoliopsida, Ranunculales, Papaveraceae. The transcript has 5 exons. The coding region runs from base 232 to 1710 and encodes 492 amino acids.
GCUCUGUUUUCUAUCUCUUUCUCUCUCUCUCUAGAAAUCAGAAAAAAAACCAGACCCGUAAUUGCAGAAACCAAACAAAACAGCGAACCCUCUUUUCUUUUCUUUUCUUUUCAUCUCCUUCUCUCUCUCCCUCUCUAGACAUGAUUUGAAGUUUAUCUAAGAAACAGGGAUUAGUUUUUCAAGUGGUGUGUUUUGUCUAAUCCAGAGAUUUUGUGAGAUUUUUCUAGUAACAUGGGUGCUUCAGGAAAAUGGUUAAAAUCACUCAUGAGUGUUAAAAAACAAGAAAAAGAUGAACAGGAGAAAAUGGGGGGUAAUAAAGGGAAGAAAUGGAAGUUAUUUAGAAGCUCAAGUGGUGAACUUGGAUCAGGAUGGAAAGGAUUUAAAAAUGGAAGAAGAGCAGCAUCUGAAAUAGGAUCUGAUGAUUCUUCAUCACGUGCCGGUGAUUACCAUCAUCAACAUCAUCAGCACAAGAAUGGAUUUAAUGCUGCUGUUGCUAAAGUUGUUAGAGCUCAACCUAAAGAUUUUAGAGUUGUUAGACAGGAAUGGGCUGCUAUCAGGAUUCAAACUGCUUUUCGUGCUUUUCUGUCAAGGCGAGCAUUGAGAGCUUUGAAAGGGAUUGUAAGGCUCCAGGCCCUUGUGCGUGGCAGGCAGGUAAGGAAGCAGGCUGCUGUUACACUGAGGUGCAUGCAGGCUCUUGUUCGUGUCCAAGCUAGAGUUAGAGCCAGGCGUGUUCGUAUGUCUAUGGAAGGGCAGGCUGUGCAACAAAUUUUGAAUGAACACCGUAGCAAAUCUGAUAUCCUAAAACAAGCGGAGGCAGGAUGGUGUGAUAGUCAAGGAACACUAGAUGAAAUUCGAACAAAGUUACAAUUGAGGCAAGAGGGAGCUCUUAAGAGGGAGAGAGCAAUUGCAUAUGCACUUUCUCAACAGCAAUGGCGAUCAACACCUUACUCAAACUCAAAACCAAAUGGAUCUCUAGCAUCUCUGAAGAACUAUGAACAAGAUAAGAGUAACUGGGGUUGGAGCUGGUUAGAACGUUGGAUGGCAGCCAAACCAUGGGAAAACAGGUUAAUGGAACAAAGCAAUGCUGACCCCCUAGAGACGACACCUUUGAAAAAAAGUGAACCUUUGAAGAAAACCGAAGCUUAUACAGGUAGUUGCACCAGAUCAAAAUCUUCCGAGCCCAGUCUUGUUAAAGUCAGGAAGAAUAGCAUGACCACCAGAAUUUCUGCAAGGCCUCCAUUUGUGGGUCGCUCAUCUUCAGGGCCAAGUUCUGAUUUAUACGAAGAUAGUUCAGAAUCUUCUUCAUCUCUUUAUGCAUCCUCAACUCAGGUGUCUGGCAAUACUCAGUUGGCAUCAGAUAGAGCAGAAGAGAGUAAGAGUAGACCUAAUUACAUGAGCCUCACUAAAUCCAUCAAAGCCAAGCAAAGACCCAUCAACUAUUCUUCAACCAGAAGCCAGAAGCAGUCAUUGGAUGAAAUUCAGUUUAACAACAGGUCUGGAACAUUUUCAAAUGGGGAUGCAAGAAGUCAGAAGCAGUCAUUGGAUGAAGUUCAGUUCAAUAGCAGGUCAGGUACAAUUUCAAAUGGAGAUACAAGAAGUAAUGCAGGUUCGGAUCCUUCAAUCUAUUUCUCAAAACCACUUAAACAACCAACAAGAUUGGACAAUAGAUCAGUAAGGGUAAGGGAGAAGGAGAACUGCUAUUAUAACUGAAAAACCUUUUAGUUUUCUAUUGUGUGUGUUGUUUUUUGAGUUCAACAUCUUGUUGUCUUGUAAGAUUGAAGAACUACUUAGGGUUUUAAGAGAGAGUUGUGCAUCUAAAUUAUGAACCUGGAUGGAGCCUGAUGAAGCUUUGCUGCCAAUGUUCUUUCUUUUGUAAUAUAAGUGAUAUUAGCUGGAAAAUGUAGCACUCAUUCAAGUUUUUUUUUUUUAAUUUUGUGAUCUUCGAAUGAAAUCUCGCAAGUGUUGGAUUG